AUGGCUCGACCAUAUGAAGGCAAACUCGCAAUCGUUACUGGUGCCUCACGAGGCAUUGGAGCUGGAGUAGCCAAGCGGCUCGCAGCCAAAGGCAGCAACGUUCUCGUUACUUUUACUUCAGAAUCAUCCAAAGAUCUGGCACAGGAGAUUGUCCAAGAACUCAAAACAAAGCACAAUGUCCACAGCCAGUCUAUCCAGACGGAUCUCACCCAAGCAACCAACGCAGCAACCGUCAUUCUCGAGGCCGCGAAAAGCCUCUUCCACAGCUACAACCCCCAGGGGAAAUUCCAAGUCGACAUCCUCAUCAACAAUGCCGGCGUCUCGUCAAACCAGCACAUGAACGACCCCAAAAAGGGCGCCAUUACCGAAGCCGAGUUCACGCGAGUCUACGCCGUCAACGUGCUGGCACCGCUGCUCCUAACGCAGACCGUGGCGCCAUAUCUGCCUACAGACCGCUCAGGCCGCAUCGUCAACGUCUCCAGCGUCUCAUCCUCUAUUGGCUACAUCGGCCAAUCUGUCUACGCGGGCAGCAAAGGCGCCCUCGAAGUCAUGACCCGGACAUGGGCCCGCGAACUCUCGGAGCGAGCAACCGUCAACUCAGUCAACCCUGGACCUGUUUGGGGCGACAUGUACGCUGAAGCAGGCCCGGCAUUCUGGUCUACGAACCAGCCAUUCGUGGAUGUGGCUCCGCUGACGGCCUACAAUGGCGAGGCUAACGUGCUGGAGCAAGUGGGACAAGAUGCCGACAAGUUUGACAAGCUCGUGCGAGGAGGUAUGGGUGGACGACGGCCCGGUUUUGUUGAUGAGAUUGCUGGGACGAUUGACAUGUUGUGCACGGAGGAGAGUGGAUGGACGACGGGGAGCGUGGUUUGCGCAAACGGGGGAAUGAGGAUGAACCUGGCAUAG
Messenger RNA from Trichoderma atroviride IMI 206040, 906 nucleotides. RefSeq lists its product as uncharacterized. NCBI's taxonomy places the organism in Eukaryota, Fungi, Ascomycota, Sordariomycetes, Hypocreales, Hypocreaceae. The record is from RefSeq and is a predicted model, not a curated record. Gene Ontology annotation, molecular function: oxidoreductase activity, acting on the CH-OH group of donors, NAD or NADP as acceptor.